Centruroides sculpturatus (bark scorpion) is the source of this 991-nucleotide messenger RNA. RefSeq names its product granulins-like. The record is from RefSeq and is a predicted model, not a curated record. NCBI's taxonomy places the organism in Eukaryota, Metazoa, Arthropoda, Arachnida, Scorpiones, Buthidae. Gene Ontology annotation, cellular component: extracellular region. The coding region runs from base 22 to 819 and encodes 265 amino acids. The transcript has 3 exons.
UAAAUUGUCUCAUUUCAGAAAAUGAAAAUUUUGAUUUUUUCAACAUUAUUAUUAUCUUUGACAAUUAUCAAGGGUCAAGAUAUUUGUCCAGAUCUUAUUCAAUAUUGCGAUGUAGGUACUUGUUGCCCGUCGCUAGAGGGUUUCGGAUGCUGUCCCCUGGAUGAUGCGGAAUGUUGUGCAGAUCUUGAACAUUGCUGUCCAGGCGGAUAUGUUUGUGUGGUUGAAUUCGAAAUUUGUGUGCAAUGUCCAGGUCUGCAAGGAAGACGUAAUUUUACAAUGAAAUUAGAGCCUCUCCUAGAACCUUUCUCUUUAGUUAGCUAUUCGAAUUCAUGUCCACAAUGUCCUAAUUGGGCGACUUGUUGUCCGAUGACUACAGGCCAAAUAGGUUGUUGCCCUCUUGAAAACGCUGUCUGUUGUAGCGAUAAGGAACAUUGUUGUCCACACGGAUAUACUUGUGAUGCCUCAGGGUUUUGCACAUCAAAUACAAAGCCAAUGAAGAUUCCAAAAAUCCAGAAACAUAUUGAAAACAGUGAAAGCUCAAUUCUUUUCUCAGAACACAAAUCGUUGAAGCAAAACUCGGUAGAUCUUGUACAGUGCCCCGAUGGCAAUUAUUGCAAUUCUGGAAAUACUUGCUGUUUGAUAGGUUCUAACACUUAUGGAUGCUGUCCCUUUCGUCACGCUGUAUGCUGCUCUGAUAAAGUUCAUUGUUGUCCUAAUGGUAUGACAUGCGAUAGUUCAGGUUACUGUACCAAUGGACCCGACAUUAUUUCUUGGUUUGAGAAAAAACCAGCAAUUAAACGACCUAAGAUCAAAAACUGAAGUUUUCAAGUUAUAUGCAAUUGUUUUGAAUAUAUUUUUUGAAAGUAUAAGCCUUUGUAAUUAAUUUUCGAUUAAAAUGAUUUAAACUUGUUCGUAAUCAACAUUACGAGAAUGUAUAAUUAUUCUAAUUUUGGAGAAUUGUAUACAAUAAAUAUUGAAAUACAACUGUAAA